AUGCCAAGAUUCUUCAGUGUUUCUGCUUUUCGGGACGAAUCGGUUCAGGUUCCUCUGCAACUUCUCUCCGUCAGCGGCAGUUUGGAUGACACUCCAACAGUUAUUUUCAUCGACAGACAUGGUGACAUCAUAAUGCAGUCUACCGAUGCAGUUGUUGGCGUGAAAAAUAAACAGAAUAGGGUAAAGAACGGAGCAUUGCGGAACAGUCUUCUUGAUGGCAACCUCCGCCGACUGCUGGUCGCCGACAUGGACAGUGUUCUAAAAAAAGGACUUGGUCGCGACAGUCGCCCUAAUCAUGGGGACUCCGUCGUCAUCAGCUACGAAGGUCGGCUCGAGGAUGGUACGGUGGUAGAUAAAGAAAGUCACUUGAGCACUGUUCUUGGCGAGGGAGACUGUAUUCAUGCCGAAUUGAAGGAGGAGUUCGAACUGAAGACAGACUCUCGUUUUGCAUAUGGUGAUUUAGGCCGGUGA
Molecule: messenger RNA, 471 nt
Organism: Dibothriocephalus latus
Lineage: Eukaryota; Metazoa; Platyhelminthes; Cestoda; Diphyllobothriidea; Diphyllobothriidae
Source: the annotation of a GenBank genome assembly